Molecule: messenger RNA, 2097 nt
Organism: Schistosoma curassoni
Lineage: Eukaryota; Metazoa; Platyhelminthes; Trematoda; Strigeidida; Schistosomatidae
Source: the annotation of a GenBank genome assembly
AUGACAAUAGAAUUAAAUCAACCUGUUGAAUAUACCAAUGAAUUAUUAAAUUCUUUACCUUAUAAAUCUACAUCUUCAGAAGUUUGUUUAAAUACAUGUAAAAAUAUGUCUAAAGAGAAUGAAUUCAAGACAAAAAAAUUAGUCCCAGUCCAACGAACUUACAAUGAAUGUAUUCUUUACGCUUUAGGUGAAUGGAGGUGUGCAUGUCUAACAACCGUUUUAGUCACAGGUAUUAUUUUAGUAUCAUCAUGCGGUGUUAAGCAGCUAAAAAAUUACAUGAAUUCAUCUCAGUCAGAUACACACUAUCCUAUUUCAUAUCAUAAAUACGAUCAAAGUUUUCAAUUAUUGUGUCAAACAAGUUCUCUUCUAAUUAUUAAUGGUUUAUUAUUUCUAGUCUAUUUAAUUUAUUUAAUUGAAUCAUGGCAAUCAAGAAACUGGAUUCAAACAACAUGGUUAAUUGAUACAAAAAUGGCAUAUAAUUUAAUACAUAAUGCACAUAAACUUAUUCCUUCUAUUCUUUGGCAAAUCAAAUGUUAUCAUUAUGCUCAUAAUACACCACAAUAUUAUAAUCAUUAUCAACAGAAUCCAAUGCAACAAUCCAUAACAUUAAAUGAAACUGAUUUAAGUAAACCAAUUAAAUAUUCAUUUAUCCAAAAUCAUUUUAAUAAUUCAAUGAAAGAAACAAAUACUCAAAAUAAUCAAUAUCUAUUGAAUUCCAAUAAGAUCCCUAAACUUUUAUCUCAUUCUAUUAAUAACACCAAUAUAAAUCCAAUUAAAUGUCACCGUAUUAUAACAAUGAAUAAAAUGUGUUCAUUUGAUUUAUCUAAAAUUGAUGCAAUAUGGGAUCUAUCAGAUAAUAUUAGUGAAUUAGAUAAAUUUCAAUUAAUUGAAUUAAAUAUAAAAACAUUAUUUAGUUUUUCUGAUAAGAAAACUUAUUUAGAAUAUCAAAGACAAAAACAAGAAUUUUUUACAACUUAUGAAAAAUUUGAUGUUUACAUGGAAACUGAACAAAUAUGUACUUUUACAGAUUUUAUGAAAUUACCUAAAAAAUGUCUUAUUAUUCAUCAAUCAUCAAAAUUACCAUUCUAUUUAAAAGAUCUAACUUAUUUAAUAGCUACACUUUUAUUAUGUUCAUUGCCAUUAAGAAUUUAUAUUUAUGCAAAUAAAGCUAAAUUAAAUUGUAAAAUUCAUAAAAUAUUUGGUUCUAAACCAAUAAAUCAUUCAUUAAAAUUAAUUCCAUUAAAUAAAAAUUCAUUAAUAAAUACAUUUCCUAAUUAUACUAUACCAUCAUCACCAUCAUCAUUAUCAUUAUCAAAUCAUAUCUUAAAUGGUACUAAUCAUAAUAACAAAUUACAUGACAAUAAUGAAGCUAUUGUAUUAUUUAAUAAACAUAUUUUAGAUAAUACUACUGAUUUAAUACAAAACUAUAAUAAAAAACAUAAAAUGAUUUCAAAAGAUUCUUAUGAUUUCAAUCAUAGAAAAUAUGAUAAUAAAGUAAAUAUUAAACAUAGUUCUAUUGAAGAUGAAGAUCAUGAUGAUGAUGUUGAAGAUGAAGAUGAAGAAAUGUUAUCAUUGGAUAUACGAUUUGAUGAAUACAUAAAAAAUAAAUGUAUUAAAAAUGAUAAAAGGAACAUAGAAAAUCAUCAUAAUCAUUAUGAAUUAAAUACUGUUUUAAAAAAUUCUAAUGCUGAUAUAAAAUCUGUGUGAAAUAUACUACUUAAUAGUAUUUUUGUUAUUAAAAUGUAUAUUGUUUAAAGUUUUAAAGCAUAUGAAUAUUUAUAUCAAGUGAACUCAAAAGAUGUAAAGUUACAUUAAGAAAGUGUUGUAUCCGAGCGAAGAUUAAAUUAUGAGUAACUUCUGAGAUCUAUUAAUGGACUAUUAUUAUUUAUAUAUUCUCAUGGUGUAAAUAUUCGGUAACUAGAUUAUGUAUAUCUAUAUUCCCUUUGUUAUAAGCUUUAUUUUGACCUAUAAUUUAUUAUUGUACGAUUUACGGUUAGUAAGCUAUGUUCAGUUUAUUGACUACUGCCUCCCACGUUCAUAGCCACAUUUGGCCAAAUAUUGUACAAAUGUUAUUUCCUAUUUUAUGGUACGUUGUGG